AGUUUUCAGAUCCGUUGUUCUUUUUUCCAAGAAAAAGUGCAAUCAUGCCACCAAAAAGAAACCUUGGGAAGGCUGUCCAGACUUUACAGAUUGGGCUUGGUGAAGGCAGUCCAGCACACUCAGAAGGAGAGAAUGAGCCAAUCCUUCCACCACCAUUGUCACCAAUACUUAGGGAGCACUCAUUUGUCAAUCCUACCUUCAACAAGGGUAGUGAAUCUGGAGAUGAUGUUGCUCAAUCUGGUGAUUCCCUUGUGAAAGUUGUGUCAGAUCAGAUUAGCAUCAUGAGGCACACACUGAUGGAAUCUGAGGAGAAAGCUCGACAGAGAAGCCAAGAGGUUUCUAGGCAGUUGGAUGAGUCUUUUCAGAAUCUGGCUCAGAAUUUGGCCCAAAGUGUAGCCGACAUGCGACGAUCCAAUGAAGAAAGUAACAGAAUCUGGCGUGAGCAAAAUGCAGAAAAUUGGAGAGCUUUCCAAGCUGAAACAGAACGAAUGCAGGAGGCAUUUCGACGUGUCAGAAUUGAGCCUCAGCCACAAGCAGCAGAUCUUCAAAGGCAGAAUCAGAAUAUUCCAGCUCCAACACUCGGGGGGCAACAUCCCAGAUAUCUGCCACCUCCGCGUCGACCAAAUGGAGGACAUCAACAACAUAAUGCACCUCCACCAAGGGAGCAUUUUCAGCCUUAUGUGCCACCUGUGCAACAAAAUCUUCAAAAUCUGCCAAGACAGUACAUCAAUCGUGAUCAUAUCAUCGACAUGGUGCAGGAGGCUUAUGGUCCAAUUCUGAGGCCUCUAGUCAGACCAACUUACAGAAAACCAUAUCCAGAUUUCAUAGACCAAGAGAAUCCUUUUCCAAGGGGGUUCAAGGUUCCAGAAUUCACUCUAUUUUCUGGAGAUGGUGGAUAUUCUACUAUUGAACACAUAGGCCGCUUCACAAUUCAGUGUGGCGAGGCCUCCGGUGAUGAUAAUUUGCAACUUAGACUUUUUCCCAGCUCAUUAACUAGUACAGCUCUCACCUGGUAUCUAAGUCUGUCACAGAAUUCUGUUUAUACUUGGAGGCAGAUGGAAGAUCUUUUUCACAUCCAGUUCUACCGUAGUGAGCCAGAAGUGUCCAUGGCAGAUUUAUCUCGUCUGGUGCAGCGACCUGGAGAAACUUCUGAGACCUUUCUAGCCAGAUUUCGGAAGGCCAGACUUAAGCGCAGAGUUGCCCUGCUAGAACAGGAAUUUAUCAAGCUGGCACAAAAUGGUUUGGACAUUGAAUUGAGGAAGAAGUUUGAGGGAAUGGAGUUUCGUGAUUUCUUCGAGUUGUCUUACAAGGUGGCUCGUUAUGAAAAUUUAUUGCGAGAGGACACACAAAGGAAAUCUGCAUCUCAUGGGACGUAUUAUGGUGAUGCCAACUUUGAUCUAAACGUGGCAGAAGUGGUGGCAGACAAGCCAGUUGUUUGCCCAGAUUUGGAUAAAAUCGACAAGGGAAUUCUGCGCUUUCCAGAUAAGGCCAAAGAAACUAUGGGAGUUGACGCAGAUCCAUUCCCCACCAUGCCGAGACUCGCAAAAAUCAGGUCAGAUCAGGUUCAUACUGAAGGAGACAACCCGGGGGGCACAACUCAACUCAACAGAAAAAUAAUGCAAAUCAAGGAACUGCGAUAUCUGGACGCGCAGAAAAGCCCAGAAUGGGCUGCAGAAAGACACCGACAGCAAAUUACAGACUCGGGGGGCAUGGCAGAUCAGGCACAGUCGCUCCCAGCAAGAAGAAAAUCAGUGUGGGUCCGUAAAGAAAAAGGGAGUUCAUCUGGUCAGAAUUCUCCAGAAAAGGAAGAACCACCCAGAAUUCCAACAUCACCUCGAGUUCUGGCUGUGGAAUCCAAUGAAGAAACUGAUUUGAAGGCGAAGUUUGACGUGUCAGAUAAAGCGAAAAAUUCAUUAGAUGUAAUCUGUUUUGAUAAAAUCAUUUUCGAAAAACCAGAAGAGAGAAUGGCCAGACAUAUCAGGCCAUUAUAUAUUCAUGCACAUCUAGAUGGUAUGCCGAUAAAUCGAGUUCUAGUGGAUAACGAAGCAGCUGUCAAUGUUUUGCCAACUUGUAUUCUGCACAAAAUUGGCAAAUCUUUGGGUGAUUUAAUGGAGACAGAAGUGACAAUCAGUGACUUUACUAGUGGAGUAAAUCGCUCAAGGGGAAUUCUGCCAGUAGAACUUACCGUUGGGAAUAGAACUCUCAUGUGUGCAUUCUUUGUGGUUGACACCAUUGCCACUUAUAAUGCAUUGCUUGGGAGAGAUUGGAUACAUUCCAGCUGGUGUGUUCCUUCAACUCUGCAUCAAAAAUUGAUAUUCUGGAAUGGUGGCAAAACUAAAGUCGUGACAGCAGAUGACAAGCCGUUCGUGGCAAGUACCAAUGCAGUGGAAGCUCGUUAUUAUGAUGAAGAUAUUGGGACUAUCCGUUUCUUUGGGAUGGACCGCUAUGGCAGACCUUCUGGAAUUACUGCCUGCACCAGAUCUGCAAUGGACAGACAGACAGACUGUGAAAGAGACAGAUCUGAAGUAGUCUAUGAAGGUGAAGAGGAAGACUUGAAGGAUCAGAUAACACUAGAGGAAUUAGAUCUGGCAUUAGCAAAACUUGAUGAUCUGAAGGCAGAAGUACAAGAUCCCCUGGAGGAAAAAUCUGGUAGAGCACAGAUUACCGAUUAGACCAGAUUUCAAGCCUUUUAAACAGCCGCCUAGACGAAUGUCUCCAGAAGUCACUUUAAAAGUCAAAGAAGAGAUAGAGCGGCUGUUGAA
Messenger RNA from Rubroshorea leprosula, 2762 nucleotides. NCBI's taxonomy places the organism in Eukaryota, Viridiplantae, Streptophyta, Magnoliopsida, Malvales, Dipterocarpaceae. The record is from the annotation of a GenBank genome assembly.